AUGUCCAUAAAUCAGUUAUGCAAUGACCCAGACGAAGAAGUAAAAGAGGCAGCUGCUGUAUUAGAAAAUAUGAAACAAACUUCCACUCACACAUCAUCUCCUCACGAAGCAACAUUAGCAAAUCCAAACGGUGAAGGAUUUAUGUCGCGAUUAAUGAAUGCAUAUGAACAGGGUAAAGCAACAUCCCCUUUCAUAAAAUUUACUAGUGAAAUGGUUGAAUCAUCAGUCUCUAGAAUUUCUGAAAAAAUUCCUGUUGGAGCAGGUGCGACCGCGGGUGCGGCGGGAGCCGUUGUGAGCGAAGAAGCCAUGAAGAGUUUACAAUAUUGUCUUCAAUGGUUAAACUACGCGGCACAACAUAUAGAUCAUCAAAUUGCGGUUUUACGAGACUUUAUCGUUCAACUUACAACUCCUUCAUCAAGUGGAAGUGUCAUAACUUCUCCUACAUCAACGCUGGCCUCAAUUAAAAGAGAAGUAGUUGAUACUCUUAGGAAAGUGAUUGAGGUAGUAUCUAAAUAUGCUAGUAGUUGUCUACCCGAUCAUGCUAAAUCUAGAGUUCGAAGUUUCAUUUUAAAUUUACCAACUCGUUGGGCAUCUAUAAAUCAUAUUGAUACUUCACUUUCGCCACGUUCAUCGCCUCAUUUGGGUCCUACUCAUGACCCAAAUCAUCAAACCGCCGAUUAUGCCCGUCGAUUAUUGAGUUUGGCCACAGAAUCCCUUGGUAUGCUUAGAAAUGUUGGUGAUAUAUUUGGUGACACCGUGGAUCGUGCUGAAGCUUGGAUAUAUCGUUUAAGAGUACUUGGUGUGAGAGGUAAUGCUAUUGAUCACACCGCGGCUUCUCAAUUUGAACAACCAAUUGGUUGGUCUACCUCAACUUCAUUACCUCAACAACAACAAAAUGGUUCCAUACCUAAUGGUGGUGGUUACGCUUCUCCUUAUGGUCAACCUACUUCACAACAUGCUUCUUCAUCCCCUUCUUCUACCGGUUCACGCUCUCGUCGAUCGUCUAGCUCUAAUCGGAUGAAUAAUCAUGCGUCUCGAAAGCAUAUCCGUCCAACAAUUUUUCAAAAUAAUGAUGAAGAUGAAGAUAUUGAUACCGAUUCUUCAACCGAUUCGGAUGUGGAAGAAGAUAAACGAAUGGAAGAUAAUCGUUCACAUCGUUCUCCAAAAUCUUCAAAUGUUACGAAAUCAGCAUUGCAACAUAAUGGAUCGAUUAGUGCAAGGAAGAGAAAGAAGGCAGUGAAAAAGGAUGAAAAUGAUAAAAUGGAUCUUUCAUAA
Messenger RNA from Diversispora eburnea, 1275 nucleotides. NCBI's taxonomy places the organism in Eukaryota, Fungi, Glomeromycota, Glomeromycetes, Diversisporales, Diversisporaceae. The record is from the annotation of a GenBank genome assembly.